AGAAAAAAAAUGACACAAGAGAGAGAAUUUUUAUAUUGGUUGAGGGUUUUCUGAUUGCUUGCUUGUCUAUGAGAGGAGAAGCAAAAUUUAAAUUCCUACUGCUUAUUUCUAUACAUCUUUCCCAUUCCUCUAUACUCUAAUACUCUAAUAUUUUACUUUAAUACAUGAUCACUUCACCAUCAUCGAUUUCCAAUGCCUUCACUUCAUGACCUUUGGUCACAAAUCAAUAUUACUUUGGCUAAUUUCACAUACAGUAGAGAUGAUGAAGGUGAUCAUAUCGAUUCCGAUACACCCCGCUCCGGUGUCGCGACCCCACAACCAGAUCCGUCAGACAAGCGAACUCCUGGUAUAUUGCAUAGCUUUUAUGGACAGGUUGGUUCAGGUUCUUACUCAAGUCCUUCGAAACAUACAUCAUCACAUAUAUCAUAUCCUAACCCCAGUGACUUUGAGAGUUACUCUUUCCCACGACAGAAAAUUGAAACAGGUGAUGCGCGUUUGAAAGUCAACCCAAGUUCAAUUGAUGAACCUGGGAUUGAUUCUGGAGUAGAGAGAGAAAAUCCACUACUCCAAUCUCAUGAGCUUUUGGGUAGUUCUCAAAUAUCCAAACAACAUCCUUAUCCGACACCACCUGUUUCACAUCCAUCUUCGCUAUACAAGGUGAAAUUGAGUGAUGCGAGUUUUGAAGACGUUGGCAAUAAUGUACAGAAGACGAUAGCUCCUACUGACCGAGAUUGCAUUUCGGAAUCAUUUCCGUCACAUGCAAGAAGAGCUUCGUCUAUGACACCAUUGUCAAAUAUUGUUACUCCAUCAAAUGUCCAUGCUACACAUUUUUCAAAUCCAAGCGAUACCCCCUCCGAGCACAAACUUAGCACUCCUCCGUUAUCCCGAUUGCAUUCUGAAUUCCAUCAGUCACCAUCCUAUGAUCGACUCAAGAAGCUAACUUGUGACGGAUUUAAGAGCACACCAUCAACACCCACCCGAGCUUUGUCAAAUCAAACUUCAAAGUCAGACCAAAGUGUUGCGAGCACAAAUUCUGACCAUACUGCACAAACCAGUAACGGACAAAAUGACAAAUCAAGCACGAGUGAACGACCGGCUGUGACUUCUAGAGCAGAUAAUAGCAUAGCAGGAGCAGUGGGACCACCAAAGGGCAAACUUACUGUGAAGAUCAAUGAAGCCAGAGGAUUGAGGAAGAGCUUGGAUCCCUACGUGGUAGCCGUUUUUCAACGAAACGAGUUGGUAUCCAAAGGUCCGCAAUCAGAAGAGGAUGAUGAGGAUGAUGGCAAUUCACAUAGCCCUGGCGGAAUUCCAAUUGGCGGAAUUCCAAUUGGCGGUAUUCCGAUCACGCGUACUGGAAGUGAUUCUGGUCGCCCUAUGGCCAUUCCUAUGAAAAGUAGACAAAGCAGCAACACCAGCUUGUCGGAAUAUAGAGAUUUCAAGAACAAAGGUCGGAAAAUGUUUACUCACCCAAAAUGGGAUGCCGAAGCUGUCUUGUAGGUUUAACAGCAUGACUUGUGAUUCAUCUGGCUAACGAAUAUUCAGUGAUGUUGUUGGCUCUGAUACAAGAGUCAAUAUCACCAUCUACGACCGAGCUCAGCAAGCAGAGGAAUUCUUGGGUCACGUUGAUCUUCAAGCCAAUCUUGUUGAGAAUGCUGAUUCUCCUGUUUCCGGCUGGUUUCAACUACAUGGAAAGGACGAUACUCUCAAUGCAGGAAGUGUAGGUGAGAUUCACGUUGAAAUUUCAUUUCAACGAACAGAGAAGAAACAUUAUGGACCAGACGAUUUCCAGAUUUUAAAGCUUAUCGGAAAGGGCACUUUUGGGCAAGUUUACCAAGUGAGAAAGAAGGACACGAAGCGAAUUUAUGCUAUGAAAGUUCUUCAGAAGAAGGUUAUUGUUCAAAAGAAGGAGGUUGCGCACACAGUUGGUGAGAGAAAUAUCCUGGUCCGAACAGCUACUGCUGAUUCUCCAUUUAUCGUUGGUCUCAAAUUCUCCUUCCAAACACCAACGGAUCUAUACCUUGUUACGGAUUAUAUGUCUGGAGGUGAAUUGUUCUGGCAUUUACAGAAAGAGGGAAGAUUCGAUGAGCAGCGUGCCAAAUUUUAUAUUGCGGAACUCAUCUUAGCACUUCAACAUCUUCACAAGCAUGAUAUCGUCUACCGAGAUUUGAAACCGGAGAAUAUCCUUUUGGAUGCCAAUGGUCACAUCGCCUUGUGCGACUUCGGAUUAUCGAAAGCAAAUCUAACGAAAAAUGCCACGACUAAUACCUUCUGUGGUACCACUGAGUACCUCGCACCCGAAGUUCUCUUGGAUGAAGCUGGAUAUACAAAGAUGGUUGAUUUCUGGUCUUUAGGAGUCUUGGUAUUCGAAAUGUGUUGUGGUUGGAGUCCAUUUUACGCAGAGGAUACACAACAAAUGUACAAAAAUAUUGCUUUUGGUAAAGUUCGAUUUCCCAGAGACACUUUGACUACCGAAGGACGAAACUUUGUCAAAGGAUUACUCAACCGAAACCCCAAACAUCGUCUUGGAGCUACAGAUGAUGCUGAAGAAUUGAAGAGGCAUCCCUUCUUCUCUGAUAUUGAUUGGGAUGCUCUUACCAAGAAAUUGAUCACUCCUCCAUUCAAGCCAAAGUUGAAGUCAGAGACGGAUACAUCCAACUUCGAUCCAGAAUUCACCAAUGCCUUGAAUGGUGCGUCAUCACUCAAUGCACGUGCAGCUGCCCUUGCUGCAGGUAUGGCAACAUCAACACCAUUAUCUCCAGGAAUGCAAGCAAACUUUAAGGGGUUCACAUUCGUUGAUGAAAGCUCCAUUGAAGAGAAUAUGAGAGAUAGAGUCAAAGAUGAAUACGAUGAUCGAAUGGAUCAAGACGAUAGAACAGAACAUGAUUGGGAGGAUCCAUUUGAUAUUCCCGAUAAACAACGUUCCGAUCGAAUGAGUGGAGUAGUGAGGAAUCAUACCAAUGAAGAUGAACGAAUGUUCAAUGGUGAUGAUUUUCAUUAAUCCUUCAUUAGUAUAUGACCUCAUCUCGUGUAUUUAAGGUUUUGAUGCAGACAUGAUUUUUAUGUCCGCAUACAUAUACAAUCUUUUUUUCAUUACUUGGUCUAUGAAUCAGCUUCUUUUUCUUCGAAAUGGGAGUAAGGGUUUUGGUGUGGGUGGUGCAUGCAUUCUAUCAUAUUUUUAUUACGUUUUAUGUUCCUGGACUUAUUUACUAGCUCAUCAUUUCCUGAGUUGGUUCUUGCAACAAUAUGAGUUGAGAUGGAUUGAAGGAGAUAAUUGAUUGAUAAACGACUCGGGAACUUUACUUGAAUUACCUUUACAUACUUAUGAUGAUGUAACAUUUUGAGUGGUAAGAUGCAUGGAUAUGGCGUAAUUUUGAUGGAUGUGGUUUUAUUGAUUGUAGGCUUGCUUAAUGGCUCGCCUUUUUGUUGUCUUCUUUUUUGCAUUGCAAUGGAGUUUUUUGUACUGCGUGGUCGCGCAUUA
Molecule: messenger RNA, 3478 nt
Organism: Sclerotinia trifoliorum
Lineage: Eukaryota; Fungi; Ascomycota; Leotiomycetes; Helotiales; Sclerotiniaceae
Source: the annotation of a GenBank genome assembly